Suncus etruscus (white-toothed pygmy shrew) is the source of this 1287-nucleotide messenger RNA. It is a transcript of the gene NKX1-1, whose product is annotated as NK1 homeobox 1. NCBI's taxonomy places the organism in Eukaryota, Metazoa, Chordata, Mammalia, Eulipotyphla, Soricidae. Gene Ontology annotation, biological process: cell differentiation; regulation of transcription by RNA polymerase II. The transcript has 2 exons. Gene Ontology annotation, cellular component: nucleus. Bases 106 to 1287 code for a protein of 393 amino acids. Gene Ontology annotation, molecular function: DNA-binding transcription factor activity, RNA polymerase II-specific; RNA polymerase II cis-regulatory region sequence-specific DNA binding. The record is from RefSeq and is a predicted model, not a curated record.
AGCGGCUUGGCGGCUCCCGCGGACGGCCCCAAGCUGCCGCCGCCGCCGCCGUUGCCCGGACCCGGGCCGGGAUCCGCAGCGCCCGCACCCGCCGCCCGGGACGCCAUGGACGGGCGCGCCGAGCCGCCCGCCGCCUUCCCCCGGGCUGGAGCCCCGCCGCCCGCAGCCAGCGACACGGUGCCCGCGGCGCCCGAGGGGCCCGGCGCGGCCCGGCCCGGCCCGCCGCCGCGCCCCACGUCCUUCUCGGUGCUGGACAUCCUGGACCCCAACAAGUUCAACAGCCGGAGGCGCCGCUGCGUGCUGCUGGGCCCCGUGCCGCCCGCCGCGUGCGCCCCGUGCGCCCCGGGCCCGUGCGCACCGGCGCCCGCCGUCCCGGGACGCCCGCCGCGCUCGGAGGAGCUGGAGCGCCGUGCGCCCGGAGCCGCAGCCGGAGCCGGAGCAGGAGCGGAGCCUCCCGGCUCCGGAGACCCGUACAUGGUGGACGAUGCCGAUGCCAACGGGUACGGCGGCGGCGGCCGCAGCCCCGGCGCAGACAGCGGGCACGAGGCGCCGGACGAGGAGGACACGAAGACGGCGCGCGGGCCGGAGGAGGCUCGCGGUGGUGGCGGUGGCGGAGGCGGCGGCGGCGGCGGCAGGGCCCGCGGGCCGGGCUGUCCGGGCGCUGCCGAGGCCGAGGCGAUCCCGGGCGUCGCGGACGACUCUGAGAUCCCGGGCCCCCGAGGGAACUCGCCGGGCCCCUCGGCGGCGGGGGGCGCGGGGGCCGCCCCGCAGAGCGCAGCCAAGCCCAAGCGCAAACGCACCGGCUCCGACUCCAAGUCCGGCAAGCCGCGGCGGGCGCGCACCGCCUUCACCUACGAGCAGCUCGUGGCGCUGGAGAACAAGUUCAAGGCGACGCGCUACCUGUCGGUGUGCGAGCGCCUCAACCUGGCGCUGUCGCUCAGCCUCACCGAGACGCAGGUCAAGAUCUGGUUCCAGAACCGCCGCACCAAGUGGAAGAAGCAGAACCCGGGCGCCGACACCAGCGCGCCCACGGGCAGCGGGGGCGGCGCGGGGCCCGGCGCGGGGCCCGGCGCGGGGCUGCCGGGGGGCCUCAGCCCGCUCAGCCCGUCGCCGCCCAUGGGCGCGCCCCUCGCCAUGCACGGCCCGGCGGGCUACCCCGCGCACGGCCCUGGCGGCCUGGUGUGCGCCGCGCAGCUGCCUUUCCUGUCCAGCCCCGCCGUGCUGUCCCCCUUCGUGCUGGGCUCGCAGACCUACGGCGCGCCCGCCUUCUACGCGCCGCAUCUCUGA